UGUUACAUUUUGACAGAUGUCUGCAUGCUUGUGUAACUUUUAUUAUUGAAAACAAAUCAGACUUUCAAUCAAAUUUUCAAGUGAAAUUCAAUAAAAUUUGUAUUAAAAUUAGCAUUAUUUUUGUUAAAAAUCAGAGUAAUGUGUGCUCUUAGAAAGGAGGCCCUAAAAUGGUACAAAACGCUACAGCGAACCAAGGAUCAGGUCUUUGCCGGUGACCAGAGGGCAAUUGAAGCUGCUCGGCAGCGAAUUCGGGAGGAAUACGUCAAAAAUAAAGACCUGACCAAUGAGAAAGAUAUCAAAGAAAAAAUCAAAAUUGCACAUGAUGUAGACCUUGAGCUGAGAAGUGCAGUCGUGCAGGCGGUCAAAAUCGAUGAUAACGUCUAUCAGGCAAAAAUAACUGAAGAAACUCGCAAGCUGGAAAACACGAUGUUCGAUCCAAACGCCGAAUUACCGCCUCCAAGGAGCAAGAAAUGUAAAUGAAGCAAUACCUGAUUUGUUAUGUAAAUAAAUAUUAGAUGAUUGAGUGGUGCUA
Culex pipiens pallens (northern house mosquito) is the source of this 532-nucleotide messenger RNA. Its product is annotated as complex III assembly factor LYRM7. The transcript has 4 exons. Bases 139 to 480 code for a protein of 113 amino acids. NCBI's taxonomy places the organism in Eukaryota, Metazoa, Arthropoda, Insecta, Diptera, Culicidae. Gene Ontology annotation, biological process: mitochondrial respiratory chain complex III assembly. The record is from RefSeq and is a predicted model, not a curated record.